This is a messenger RNA of Nannospalax galili (Upper Galilee mountains blind mole rat), 2890 nucleotides long. RefSeq names its product glycerophosphodiester phosphodiesterase domain containing 5 (gene Gdpd5). Gene Ontology annotation, biological process: lipid metabolic process; positive regulation of neuron differentiation. Bases 203 to 2035 code for a protein of 610 amino acids. Gene Ontology annotation, molecular function: glycerophosphodiester phosphodiesterase activity. The record is from RefSeq and is a predicted model, not a curated record. The transcript is spliced from 18 exons. Gene Ontology annotation, cellular component: plasma membrane. NCBI's taxonomy places the organism in Eukaryota, Metazoa, Chordata, Mammalia, Rodentia, Spalacidae.
CUCCGUGCUUGUCCCGGAGAGAAAGCAGGGGCUCCUUCUGCUCCAGUCUCCCGGAGAGCCGAGGUUGCAGGGAAGUCACAUCAGCAUCUCUGUGGACAGGACACACCUGGAGCCCAGCCACAGCCACAGGACCUACUUCCAGGACGAGCCAGGGGCCUCCAUGGGCGCUUGAGGGUAGGGCGCCAGGGCUGCGGGCACGAGUAUGGUGAGACACCAGCCCCUGCAAUACUAUGAGCCUCAACUGUGCCUCUCCUGCCUCACGGGCAUCUACGGCUGCCGCUGGAAACGCUACCAACGCUCACAUGAUGACACCACACCGUGGGAGCGCCUGUGGUUCCUGCUGCUCACCUGUACCUUUGGCCUCACGCUCACCUGGCUCUACUUCUGGUGGGAAGCCCACAACGACUAUGAUGAAUUCAACUGGUACCUCUACAACCGCAUGGGCUAUUGGAGCGACUGGUCUGUGCCUAUCCUUGUGACCACAGCCACUGCCUUCACGUACAUCGCAGGCCUCCUGGUCUUGGCACUAUGUCACAUUGCUGUGGGGCAGCAGAUGAACUUGCACUGGCUACACAAGAUUGGGUUGGUGGUCAUCCUGACCUCCACAGUGGUUGCCAUGUCAGCAGUGGCCCAGCUGUGGGAAGAUGAGUGGAAGGUGCUUCUGCUCUCCCUGCAGGGCACAGCACCAUUCCUGCAUAUAGGGGCCCUGGUGGCCAUCACUGCGCUCUCCUGGAUUGUAGCAGGACAAUUCGCCCGCACAGAAAGAUCCUCCUCCCAGGUCACCAUCCUCUGCACCUUCUUUGCUGUGGUCUUUGCUCUCUACUUGGUUCCUCUUGCCAUCUCUUCUCCCUGCAUCAUGGAGAAAAAGGACCUGGGCCCCAAACCUGCCCUCAUCGGCCACCGUGGGGCCCCUAUGCUGGCCCCAGAGCACACACUGAUGUCCUUCCGGAAGGCCCUGGAGCAGAAACUAUAUGGGCUUCAAGCUGACGUCACCAUCAGCUUGGAUGGUGUGCCCUUCCUCAUGCAUGACACCACUCUGCGGCGCACCACCGAUGUGGAGCAGGUAUUCCCAGAGCUUGCCUGGAGGCCUGCAGCCAUGCUCAACUGGACUGUUCUGCAGAGGCUCAACGCUGGCCAGUGGUUCCUCAAGACGGACCCCUUCUGGACAGCCAGCUCCCUAUCACCCUCCGACCAUAGGGAAGCCCAGAACCAGUCCAUCUGCAGCCUGGCAGAGCUCCUGGAGCUAGCCAAGGGCAACACCACGCUGCUGCUCAACCUUCGCGACCCACCCCGUGAGCACCCUUACCGUGGCAGCUUUCUCAAUGUUACACUGGAGGCCGUGCUGCGCUCUGGCUUCCCACAGCACCAGGUCAUGUGGCUGCCUAACAAACAGAGGCCUCUAGUACGGAAGGUGGCUCCUGGCUUCCAGCAAACAUCGGGCUCCAAGGAAGCCAUUGCCAGCCUACGGAAAGGGCACAUCCAGAGGCUAAACCUGCGCUACACUCAGGUGUCCCACCAGGAGCUCAGGGACUACGCAUCCUGGAACCUGAGUGUAAACCUCUACACUGUCAAUGCACCGUGGCUCUUCUCCCUGCUCUGGUGCGCUGGGGUCCCAUCUGUCACUUCUGACAACUCCCAAGCCCUUUCCCGGGUGCCUUCUCCCCUCUGGAUCAUGCCUCCAGACGAGUACUGCCUAAUGUGGGUUACUGCAGAUCUGAUCUCCUUCAGCCUCAUCAUUGGCAUCUUCGUGCUCCAGAACUAUCACUUGAUCAGGUGGCGUCUGGGUGGCAUACGGAGUUAUAACCCUGAGCAGAUCAUGCUGAGUGCAGCUGUGCGCAGGACCAGCCGGGAUGUCAGCAUCAUGAAGGAGAAGCUCAUCUUCUCAGAGAUCAGUGAUGGGGUGGAGGUCUCCGAUGAGCUCUCCGUGUGUUCAGACAGCAGUUAUGACACCUAUGCCAACAGCACAGCCACCCCUGGGGGCCCUCGAGGUGGUGGCACCUGCACCAAGACCCUCACAGACCGGGGUGGGCGUUAGCUGAAGAUCUGUCUGCCCAACUUGUUCUGAGGGCAGAAAUUGGAAGAGUAGGAAAGCUGACAGAAGCUGGUCCUGAAGUGCUCAGGGAGCUGGCGCCACAGCCUCCUUGUGGACCCCAAGCCCCUUAUCAGUUCCAGCCUCUCUUGGAGGGGCUCUGCUGGGCUGGGACUCUGGCCUCUCAUAUGCCCCUGCAGGCCUGGGGCUUCUUCAUCUAGGAAGUGAGGGCCUGGUCUCCUGGUCCACUCUUGAAGCCCUCCCUGACCUCCCAGCCUGGAAGCUUUGGUGAGUGACUGGGCUGUGCCAUGUCCCCUGUGCCAGGGGAGGCUGUGGAUGCCUACCUGUGCCCACACCUGUCUAUCUACCUGUCUGUCUUGUGAGGUGACUGACUCCGUUUUCAUCCUGCCUUGAGGACUUUGGCUGGACUUCCACCCUGGCCUGGCAACUCUGUUCUCAACAGCAGUCUCAAAGCACAAGGAAUGUUGGCCCAGAAAGAAACUCAGUGGAUGUGGUGGAGACAUGUCCCUCCAGUCUUCUACCACCUCUGGCCACUCCUCCAGCAAGGAUUUGAGCCGUGUCCCUGAGAAGCAGCUAGCGAUGGCCAGAAGCAUUGGCACAGGGCUGUUCUGUCUUAUGCCCAACUGUCCAACAAGGCCUCUGGGGCAGAAGCGGCCGUGAGGCCCAGGAGAUCAAUAGACUGAUAUGACCUCAGGUUCCCACAGCAGUGGCCACAGAUCAGGGGCCACCUGGGCAAAGUGCUCUGGGCUCAGUCAAGCAUUGGCCUGUGGCCCAGGAGGCCCUCAGUGGAGGGUGCCUGAGGGCCAUGGGCAGGAUGAUUAAAGCUGCCAUCUUGAUGUG